This is a messenger RNA of Oryzias melastigma (Indian medaka), 3702 nucleotides long. It is a transcript of the gene foxg1a, whose product is annotated as forkhead box G1a. Gene Ontology annotation, cellular component: nucleus. The record is from RefSeq and is a predicted model, not a curated record. Bases 983 to 2275 code for a protein of 430 amino acids. The transcript has a single exon. Gene Ontology annotation, biological process: regulation of transcription by RNA polymerase II. Gene Ontology annotation, molecular function: DNA-binding transcription factor activity; sequence-specific double-stranded DNA binding. NCBI's taxonomy places the organism in Eukaryota, Metazoa, Chordata, Actinopteri, Beloniformes, Adrianichthyidae.
GGUGGGGGGCGGUAAGUGACCGCAGAGACUCACAUGAGGCUGUGUUUACGCCUCGUCUCUACAUAUUUCACGCUCACUUUACACGGCGGACAAGCGCCGUCUUUGCGCACUCGGGCUGCGCUCUGACGCACGGUUCAUCCGCGCGCGCUUCGUGACCGUGGCCCGCGGACUCAGUUUAUUUUCCCUCUCCGAGCCCCACAGCUAAACAGUUUUGUAUACACCGAGAAGGCAAAUAUUUGAGUCGGAGGAGUGUACAGUUUGGAGCGGCGGGGAUCUGGGUUUACGCACGCACGGUGCGUGUUUUCAGUCACUUUUCUUUCCUGGGUUUGGGUGGGGGAGCGUGUAGUUGUGAGGAGGGGUGACUGGAGUGAACAGGGGUGAGUAUUUUCCACGCUGCAAAAAGCGAGGGGCGCUGAUAAACAUAAAAACCUUCGAGGUUUGGCGCAAAAAUAAAAAAAAUCGACAAUAAAAUUCAACAGAAAACUUUAAAACAUCUACAAAUUUACCCCUAAACCUAAAUAUUUUCCAAAUGUUCUGAUUUAUUUUGAUCGCUCUGGAAGUGGGAACGCUGCCUCAUUUUUUGCAGCGUGCCCAGCAUUGGCGGAUAUGCGCGCUCCCCGCGCGCCACGAUUGGCUGACAGCUCCUGGGACGCGUCAGUGUUUAAUCGUAAUGUUUCCCUGGUUGGCUGAGGACUGGAAAGGUCCAACCAAUGUUUUUCACUCGCUUUAGUGGCUGCGGCUCCCAAAUUAAUUGCAGCUAUCUGUCUCCUAUCGAUGUGUGUGUACAUGUGUGUUGUGUGUGUUUCCCCUUUUCCUCCCAAACCGAACAUGAAAUAGUUUGUUGGGCUAUACUUUCUUUCUUCCUGUCUGUUCCCCCUUCCUCCCUUCCCGUCCGGGUUCGCCAGCAGAGGCAGGAAGGACCGGAGCCCAGCUGUGUUCGUCUCUGCCGGCCGGUGCCGUCGCCCCCCCUCACUGCUCGGUGAUGUUGGACAUGGGAGAGCGCAAAGAGGUGAAGAUGAUCUCCAAGUCUUCGUUCAGUAUAAACAGCCUGGUGCCGGAGGCCGUGCAAAGUGACAACAACAGCCACCAGAACCAGCACCAUCACCAGAGCCACCACCGGGAGGACGCCGAGCAGAAAGGAGGCGCGCCGCUCCAGUGCGCGCAGCCGGAGGGCAAAGUCAGCCUGAAGAGCGAGGGAUCGGGUCAGGACGGCUGCGCGGAGGACAAGGACAAGCAGGAGGAGAAGAAGGACGGGAAGGACGGAGACGCGCCGGAGAAGGACGGCGAGAAGAAGAGCGGCAAGUACGAGAAGCCUCCGUUCAGCUACAACGCGCUCAUCAUGAUGGCCAUCCGGCAGAGCCCCGAGAAGCGGCUGACGCUCAACGGCAUCUACGAGUUCAUCAUGAAGAACUUCCCGUACUACCGCGAGAACAAGCAGGGCUGGCAGAACUCCAUCCGGCACAACCUGAGCCUCAACAAAUGCUUCGUCAAGGUCCCGCGCCACUACGACGACCCGGGGAAGGGGAACUACUGGAUGCUGGACCCGAGCAGCGACGACGUCUUCAUCGGCGGAACCACCGGCAAGCUCCGCCGGCGCUCCACCACGUCCCGGGCCAAGCUGGCCUUCAAGCGCGGCGCGCGCCUGACCUCUGGGCUGACCUUUAUGGACCGGGCCGGCUCCUUGUACUGGCCCAUGUCCCCGUUUCUGUCGUUGCACCACACGCGGGCCGGCGGCGCGCUGGGCUACAACGGGACCUCGUCGGGUUACCCGGCUCACCCCAUGUCCUACAGCACCAUGCUGACCCAGAACAUGAGCAGCAACCACUCCUCCUUCCCGUCCUCCAACGGGCUCAGCAUGGACCGCCUGGUCGGCGGGGACCUCCCGUACGCCACGCACCACCUGACGGCGGCGGCGCUGGCGGCCUCGGCGGUGCCCUGCGGCCUCUCCGUGCCUUGCUCCGGGGCCACGUACUCUCUGAACCCCUGCUCGGUCAACCUGCUGGCCGGACAGACCAGCUACUUUUUCCCGCACGUGCCGCACCCGUCCAUGACCCCGCAGAGCGGCGCGGGCGGCGGCGGCGGCGCGCUGCAGGCCGCGCGGGCGUCCGCCUCCAACUCCCCGCAGGCGCCCCCCUCUUCCUCGCUGCAGUGUGACAGUCUGAGGCCGGCGCUGUCCGGCUCUCUGCCGGCCUUCUCGUCGGGACUUUCCGGGGGUUUGUCUGAUUAUUUUACGCACCAGAACCAGGGCGCCACCUCCAACCCGCUCAUCCACUGACUCCCGCACGCCCGCGCGCCCGCAAGCAGACCGGAACUCCAAGCUGAACAUUUUACACUUGAACGUUUUACAUGUACAAAAAGACAAAAUGAUUAUAACUACCUUCUAUAGAAAAAAGAGGAGAGACUUGCAGAAAAAAGAGCAGCACUGAGAAACUCAUAGAAAGCAGCACUGACAUUUCCAGGUAUUUUUUUAAUCUUAUUAUUAUUAUUAUAAUUAUUAUUAUUAUUAUCAUUUCUUCUCCUUCUCUUCUUCUGCUCAUCUCCUUCUGCAGUUUGAAUUUCUGUGUACAUAAUGUCUGUUACUGUAAAUGUCCGGGCAUUGUCUCUGUAUAGUGCUGUCAGUCAGUGACGUGCAAUGUGAUCUGAGAUGAGAAACCGAAAGAAUGACGAGAGCUGUGCGCGCGCGACUUCCAUUUUCUUUAUUUUUAUAUAUACUUCACAUAUAUGUAUGUAUAUAUACAUAUAUAUGAAGGUUUUUUCAUAGUAAAUGAUAGUAUUAACUAAUUGUUGCUAUGGCGCAUGUUUUUUUGCGUUAUUUUUACUCCGUUUCACAAAUUUAAACCAUUCUUUAAGAACAAAAUUUAAUUUUUUAGCAUCUUUUUUGUAUUGUUUUUUAUUUAAGAAGGCAGCACAGCGACUCAGAGUCCUGCAGUUCAUCUCCUGAAGGGUUUGUCCGUUUUUUUUUUCUUAAUGUUUAUUUUAUUUUAUUUUUGAAAUGUUUUUUGGUUUAAAAAAACUGUUCCUGCGCUUUUUUCCAAACCAAAGACGCGGUUUCACUUUGGAGUCAGUAUUCUGCUGUGUAAUGAUGACUGGCCUGUUGAGGUUUAAAAAAAUGGAAAAAAAAAAAAUGAAGGAAUGAGGAAAAAUGGAGCGAAUGAGCGCGUGAGUGGAUGAAGGAGUGGCUGUCGCUGCAGAAAAUGUCCAUUUCAACGAGAUGCUUCAUGUCUGUUAGAUAAAAGAACUAUUUUAAACGCAUUACUUUUAUUAUCAAUAUUAUUACUAAUUAUUGAUUAAUUUUGUGCGCAUCCUCGUCUUUAGUGGAUAUUUUCCGCAGUGAGAGCGCCAGCUUGUUUUAAAAAAAAAGGCAAAAAUCCGGAUUUUCACGCUCCUGCUUCUUCUUUUUGUAUGAUUAGUAAAAAAAGGAAAACUUUGUACUCAUUUUUUUUCUUUUAGCAAAGAAGGAACAAUGUAAAAACCCAUUUUGUUUGACAAAAGAAAAUAUGCCUCAUUAUCUAACAGGCUUACUUGGAAUGAUUGUCUUUUAAUUGUCGUCUCUAAAACAAAUUUUCAUGGUUGUGAUACUAUUGUGGUCUUAUCCCGUGUUUGUCGCUCACAAAACUAGGAAAAAAAAACGAUAGAAAAAAGAAAAAAAAUGUUUUAAUGAUAAAAAAUGCGAAUAAAAUAAUAGGAUACAUUCAUAAGUGA